Messenger RNA from Trypanosoma theileri, 792 nucleotides. RefSeq lists its product as uncharacterized. The transcript has a single exon. Bases 1 to 792 code for a protein of 263 amino acids. Gene Ontology annotation, biological process: protein transport. The record is from RefSeq and is a predicted model, not a curated record. NCBI's taxonomy places the organism in Eukaryota, Euglenozoa, Kinetoplastea, Trypanosomatida, Trypanosomatidae.
AUGAGGUCCUUUUUUUCCAAGAAAACAUCUGGAAUUGACCCAGUCAAGCUGAAGGCAAACCUCCGCAUGGCUGUGACGCGUCUGCGUAUGCAACAGAAUAAAUUGGUGAACAGUGUAAAGAUUCAGAGACGACAACUAGCGGAGCUACUCGCACUACAAAAGUACGAUGCCGCUCGUAUUAGAGUGGAACAGGUGAUCCGUGAUGAUGUGAGCAUUGAAGGUCUUGAAGUACUCGCGCUGUUUCUUGACCUUAUUGCGAACCGCAUUCAGCUUCUCACAGAGAAAGGUAGUGGCGCGGGACACUGUCCGCCAGAGUUAAAGGAGAGUAUCACAUCAGUACUGUGGGCCACUGCUCGUGUAGGAGACUCUGUACCUGAGUUACAGACUGUAAAGAAAUAUUUUGAGAAUAAGUACGGUAAAGAAUUUAUCGUGGUGAGUGUGAACAAUACGGAGUGUUCAGUAAAUCAGAAAAUUAUUGACCGUCUCGGUGUCUUUACCCCAUCCAACGCCUCUUGCUUGGAGUACCUAACUAAUGUUGCGACAGAGUAUGGGGUUGAGGGGUAUGACGUGGACAAAUUGCGAGACCCAAAUGGACUUGUCGCUUCUGCUGCCGCCGCAUCCGGUGGGGCUGUGAUAGGUGAUAAUGGGGCCGCAUGGAAAAAUGAUGCGGAGACAAAAGCAGCGGUGGCAUCCGGAAAUGUUAUCAAAACACCUUCCGGUUUACUAAUACCAGCGCUAACGACACCACGUGAUGAUUUAGAGUGGCGGUUGUUACAGUUAAAGAGAGAAUAA